Molecule: messenger RNA, 2545 nt
Organism: Papaver somniferum (opium poppy)
Lineage: Eukaryota; Viridiplantae; Streptophyta; Magnoliopsida; Ranunculales; Papaveraceae
Product: solute carrier family 40 member 3, chloroplastic-like
Exons: 14
Coding region: 300-2105 (601 amino acids)
Biological process (GO): iron ion transmembrane transport
Cellular component (GO): membrane
Molecular function (GO): iron ion transmembrane transporter activity
Source: RefSeq, a predicted model, not a curated record
UUGCGUUCAACACCGUAGUCUGUAGCUGCAAGUAGAGGAAAAUGGUGGUUCAAGAAGGCAGAAGCAGAUAAGGAUGAUAUUCUCUGCUUCUCUCUCUACACACAAAUUUCUACUUAUCCUCUACACAAAUGGCAUGACUGUUAAACCCCAAACGCUAAUUAUUUUGAACCAAUUGAAUCCCUUCAUCUUCUUCUCUCUAAAAUUUUCACUUCAUCCGCAUUGGUAGUAUAGUCUCACUGCAUGAGUAGGCAAGAAGAGGACAAGAUAUCCUUCAAACCAAAGUGGUAUCUAAAGCAUCCAUGGAUUUGGUUACUAUUUCUCACCCAUCUUCUAUCUCUUCUCAUCUUAUAUCCCCUUCGUUUCUCAGAACAUCAAGUUUUCUUUCUUCUUCUUCUCGAUUCUCCCGCCGUACCAGUAUUUCUUCUCUUCAAUGGUUAAAUCAAUCUUCUUCUUCGUGUACUUAUACUACUACCAGGGUAAAGAAUUUCUCAACAAGGUGUUCGACGGCGAACGCUGAUGUACAGAUCAAUCAUGUUGUGGCAGAAGAUGAGGCUCAAGAUGAUUCGUCGUCAUCAAUCCAAUCUGGGUUGUCGAUACCAAUUGUUAGCUUUUGUCCGGAGAUUCUGGAGACAGAGUCCCUGAGUUUACUAACUGAAGAUAGUUGCGUAGAUGAUAUUAUUACCACUUUGCCUGUUCUUUCAGAAGAGGAGCAGAGAACCUUAGCAGCCACUCCAGCCCAUCCUGCAGGACUAUACGCUUUAUAUGCUAGUUGCUUAGCUGGUAACUUGGUGGAGCAACUGUGGAACUUUGCUUGGCCUGCUGCUGUAGCAAUGAUUCAUCCAAGUCUUCUACCAGUGGCUGUUGUUGGUUUCUUUACAAAGCUUGCAAUUUUUGUCGCAGGCCCUUUAGUUGGCAAACUUAUGGAUCACUUUCCUAGGGUACCAGCGUAUAACUGUUUGACCACUGUCCAGGCAGCUGCUCAGUUGCUAUCUGUUGCAAUGAUAAUUCGUGCUCAUACAGUUACCUCUAUCCCUGCUGCAUCCGUAUUGCUUAAGCCUUGGUUCUGUGUGCUAGUACUAGCUGGUGCUGUGGAGAGGCUUACAGGAUUGGCACUGGGGGUCGCCAUGGAACGCGAUUGGGUUGUGCGGUUAGCAGGCACGAACAGGCCAAUCGCACUGGCUCAAGCAAAUGCUAUUAUCAGUCGAAUCGAUCUUCUCUGUGAGAUAGCUGGAGCAUCCCUUUUUGGUAUUUCGUUAUCCAAGUAUGAACCAGUGACAUGCUUGAAACUUGCUGCUGGCUCGAUGAUAUGCAGCGUGCCUGUGGUGGUAUCUCUAAUGUGGCUAAGCAAUAAGCUGUCAGCUGGUGUUCUUGAUCUCUCAAAAUCCCCCCAGGCUUGGAAUAUAAGUUUGUCAGAAGUUCCUUCGCAUGUUCAUGGAAAUUUAGUUGAAAUUGGUGUGGAUGCCAUCAAGCAUGGGUGGAUGGAAUACAAGCAGCAACCAGUUCUUCCUGCAAGCCUAGCUUAUGUACUCCUCUACUUCAAUAUAGUUCUUACUCCUGGUGGCUUAAUGACAGCAUUUUUGACGCAGCGUGGUCUAAACCCCUCUAUCAUUGGCGGGUUUAGUGGAUUAUGUGCUUUUAUGGGUGUUGCUGCAACAUUCAUUUCUGCAAGUCUCGUGAAGCGGCUUGGCAUUCUAAAGGCUGGGGCAGCUGGACUUAUCUUUCAGGCAUUCCUUCUAACGGUAGCUGUUGCUGUGUAUUGGAGCUGUUCUCUUUCUCAGAAAACACCCUUAAUUUUCUUCCUUUCCUUGAUUGUAUUAUCAAGGUUAGGCCACAUGUCAUAUCAUGUUCUUGGGGCCCAGAUUCUUCAGACUGGCAUACCAGCUUCAAAAGCAAACAUUAUUGGAACUACAGAGCUCUCGGUGGCAAGUCUAGCAGAGUUUGUGAUGUUGGGAGUUGCAAUAAUUGCGAAUGAUGUUUCUCAUUUUGGUUUUAUAGCAAUGCUUUCCCUCUCUGCUGUUGUUGGGGCAGCGUGGCUUUUCUGCCGAUGGUUAGUCAAUCCAACUGAUGAACAAAAAAAGCUGUUCUCCUUCGAUCCUCAGUUUUAAUUCUCCAAAGCUGUUGACUAGCAAUGUCCAGACAAUACUCAUGUAUUUAUCGGCUUGACACUAACCUGUGAGGUGUACCUUCCACCUCACCGAUUCACCACUUUGUUGCGGGUUUAAGAGAAGUGAAGUGGAUUGUUUUUACCAUGAAGUUAAACAUUUGACAAACCAUUUACCCUAAGAUGCACGUUGAGAUGACAAGAUCGAAACCAAAACCACAUACGGACAUGUGACUACAAACUGAAACUAAGAUCAGUAGAGAUAAUCACAUCAAGGUGGAGCCUAUUGUAUUAUACCCAUUGAAUGCAUUCACGAUUCUUUUUCUACAUGUUUAUAUAUAAACAGUCUUGGUUUUGAACCUCCACCCCUACUUUGUGGGGUAUAUAACUGACAAUUGAAAUUUGUAAAUUAUUUGCUUAUAAUAUUAUAAUUGUUCAUCAGUA